AUUUAUUGCAGAAUUCAACGAAACUCAAUCCUCUCGACACUGUACAUAUUAUUGGUCAUGGACUUGGUGCCCAUGCAGCGGGAUACGCAGGCAAAUGGCUUCAAAAGAAAGCAAAAACUUUGGUUUCUCGAAUCACAGGUCUGGAUCCUUCAGGCCCCUUUUUCAAAGGUGUCGAACCAGCUGUAAGGUUAGACAAAGAUGAUGCCACUUUCGUCGAUGUCAUCCAUACCAACAAGCCGAGGAAUUCCAUAACAGGUUUUGGAAUUGAAGAUGCAAUAGGGGAUGUAGAUUAUUAUCCGAAUGGUGGAGAACUUCAGCCUGGAUGUUAUAGAAAUUUAAUGGUUAGGAAUGUGAAUGAGGACGAAUUUUUAAGUUACACUAAUGUCGAUGUUAUAUUAAAUGAAUACAUGCAUAAAGGAAUGGUUCUUAAAGACGUGACGCUAACUGUACCGCAACAUGUUUGUAGCCAUCGUCGGGCCUGUGAGUUGUUCAUCGCUAGCUUUGAUGAAAAAUGCAGAUUUGAAGCACGACACUGCAAAGAUAUUGAAGAUUUCUGGAUGCAGGAAUGUGACUCCUGUAGAGCUGAAGGAUGCCUAAAAAUGGGCUAUUACAUCAAUAGAGACAUAUAUGAAUGGGAAAAAGCAAAUGAUAUGGAAUAUUAUCUUACUACAAGGGAUACGUGGCCAUACUGCUCUGGAAGAUAAAACAGUAAAUUUAGACUUCAAAAUUUUCGAGUAAACAAAAUUGAAUGUUACAAGAAUUUAUUUGCUUUUAUAAUACUGGAAAUCAGUAAAUUUCAUAAUGUAUUGAGGUUUCAUUUUAUGACUCAAAUGAAAUUAAUGCCUCAACGUUCACCAUCCAUAUGGAAGGAUAUAUGACAGUGAGUCAAUAAACGCAUUGAAAAUCUAAA
Stegodyphus dumicola is the source of this 910-nucleotide messenger RNA. RefSeq names its product pancreatic lipase-related protein 2-like. Gene Ontology annotation, biological process: lipid catabolic process. The record is from RefSeq and is a predicted model, not a curated record. Lineage: Eukaryota; Metazoa; Arthropoda; Arachnida; Araneae; Eresidae. Gene Ontology annotation, molecular function: triacylglycerol lipase activity.